Messenger RNA from Elaeis guineensis (African oil palm), 2128 nucleotides. RefSeq lists its product as uncharacterized. The record is from RefSeq and is a predicted model, not a curated record. Gene Ontology annotation, biological process: protein transport. NCBI's taxonomy places the organism in Eukaryota, Viridiplantae, Streptophyta, Magnoliopsida, Arecales, Arecaceae.
ACACCUCUAUGCGACAAGCCAUCGCCUGCUUCCUCCCUCCUUCCUCAAUAGCCUUCCUCGAUAAGAGAAAACUAAGGUACCACGACGAAGGAAAGGGCGCGCGCUCUCUCUCUCACUCUCUCUCACGUAUAUAUAUAGAUUUGUUUAGGUCUUGGAAGAAGUGUAAAAUCGAUUUCGCGUCGAUAAGCUCGGUUCUGGAAGAAGUUUGGGAGGUUUGAUCCAUAGAAAACGGACGAGCGAUGUCGAUGUUUGAUGCCUUCUUCAAUAAGGGAUUCCAAGGAACCAAAUGCAAAACACUGCUGAAGCUAACGAUUCCAAGAAUAAAGUUACUGCGGAAUCGGAGGGAGAUUCAACUGAAGCAGAUGCGAAGAGACAUUGCAAAGCUUCUUGAGAAUGGACAGGAGGCCACUGCCCGGAUCCGGGUGGAGCAUAUUAUUCGGGAGGAAAACAUGAUGGCAGCACAGGAGAUUAUUGAGUUAUUCUGUGAGCUAAUUGCUGUCCGUCUUCCCAUAAUUGAGACCCAGAGGGAAUGUCCUCUUGACCUUAAAGAAGCAAUUUCCAGCAUUUGUUUCGCUGCACCAAGAUGUGCAGAUUUACCUGAAUUGCAGCAAGUUCAGAUGUUGUUUGCAGCCAAAUAUGGAAAGGAAUUUGUUGCAGCUGCCACGGAGCUCAUGCCAGAUUGUGGAGUCAACCGCCAGAUAAUUGAACUAUUGUCAGUUCGGGCUCCUUCAGUGGAAGCAAAACUGAAGUUGCUGAAGGAAAUUGCUGAAGAGCAUGAGUUAGAUUGGGAUCCAUCUGCCUCUGAAACCGAGUUUCUAAAACCACACGAUGAUUUGUUGAAUGGACCAAACCACUUCACCAAUGGGUCUGCGUUGCCUCUUCCCAAAGAGAAACACAAUGAAGCACUAUCUUCCAACCUUGUAGAAGAGUCUCAUGAAGAGUUGGAUUCAGAUGCGGGCUUUGCUUCCUUAGAUCUUCCUGAAGUUCCAAAAAUUUCUGUCCAUUCAACAUCCAAUAUCCCUUCAGCUCCAGGAAUUGUUCCAAAUGUACCAUCCUCUCCGCCGCAUGACUACGAAGUUGAUCAGAAGGUCAACAAAUCUGCUUCAAGUGAGAUGUCCCACUUUCCUCAUGUGGAGCCUGGGGUAAAUAACCCAGAGCCAUCAAUUGCUCCCCCCUACGCCCAGUCCGAUGUUUCAGUUGCAUUGGGGGAAGACGAACAGUUCAUCUCAUUUGUUUCUUCUCCAUUGCCUUCUGAUCAAGUGUCUGCCAAGCAAACUGAGUUGGCACCCUCUCCCCCAUUAUUUUCAUCUGUUCCAGUAUCAGCGGGGCAAAGUGAGAGAGCUCCUUCAUCCUCAUUAUCUGCAAAGAAAAGUGAGUCAGCUUCCUCCUUUUCCAAGGGCAACAAUGAGGGCAAUGUAGACUUGCAGGAUGUACUGGCAGCUGCUCAGUCUGCUGCCGAAACUGCUGAACUGGCUGCAGCGGCUGCACGUGCUGCUGCGAACCUUGCACAGGUUAGAAUCACAGAUCGUGUAACGAAAAGGAACAGCAUGGCCUCUGAGAGUGAUGAAAAUGAAUUCGAGGGGGAGGGUUCUGGUCAACAGGAUGUGAUGGAAAACCCAAUAUUUGAUCAUCAAGAUUCAUUUGAUCAUAUGAACAACAUUCAUGAGUCAAAAUGGGGAUUUGAUGCACCGUCUCUUUCUUCUAAUGAAGUGCCCAGAAUGGAAGAUGGGUCACCUGUUUCAAAGGAACAAAUGCCCGAGCAUCAACCUGCUCAUGCGCCUCAGCGAUUGACCUCUUUGGAGGACGAUCCAUAUUUUUCAUACCCCAAUUUGUUCACCUCACAGGACUCAAAUCAAAAAUUGAGUAUUCAUACUUCGGUAGAUAAUUAGAGAUCUGCUCAUGGGUUUUGAGUGUGAUAUCAGAAGUAUAGCUAGUUUUGCUUAUGCUCUACACUAAAGCAACUAAAGUGUUGUUUCUAGAGACUGCCUCUUUGUCCCCCAUGUUUUAAGGCUUAUUGGUUCUUCAAAUUGAUUUCAAUUUUAGGAUUUGCAGGUAACUUUUAUGUAUAGUGAAUAAAAGUUGUUUGUUUUAAGAACUGGUGCGUUUGAUGUAUAUUCUUUGAGUGGCU